CGCUCCUAUCUCUUCCGGUUCCUGUCAUUACGUUUUUCUGUGCGUUCUGAACCACAUCGUGGCGUAUAAAAAACAGUUAAAAAUCAGUUUAAAAAUGGGUAGAAAAGGAAAUUCUACAGAUAAACUCUUACAAAAGAUUAAAAAAUUAAAGAAAGAAAUUAAGAAGAAGGGAAAAAGAAGUAAGAAAAGAAAUUCUUCAUCUGAAACAAGCCAUUCUAGUUCCAGCUCAUCGAACAGCAGAACAUCACAUCGAUCCCGAUCGCGUAGUUCUAUCCGCGACUCUAGGUCGAGAGGUAGAUCACGCAAUAGAUCGGAAAAGAAAAAGAAUCCGAGCAAUGAGAGAUCCCGAAGAGGCUCAUCCGAAGACUCGUAUACACCAAGAAAAAAUCCACGAGGUAUGUCCCGCGGCCAUGACAGUCCAUUGGAAGAGCACAGUCACAGCGGAAUGCAUAACCCGAGAGAUUGGAUAAGAAGGUAUGUCGCUCAGCCAGAGAAUGAGGAGGAAUAUAGCUACCGAGACUCGGAAAACUCACCACAUUCUCCUUUACACGAUCCGGAGGAUCCAGAGCGGAAUAACCUGCAAUCGACAGGUAAAAAAGAUGGCGCGCCCUCACAAGAAAAGAAUGAUAGUCAACAGUCGGUAAAGAAGGUCACGGAUAUGGACGAAGCGGAUUUAGUUCAGUUAGGGGGCGACCCCUUCGCCAAUGUCAAGCUCAGUGGACCAAUAAACAAAACAUUAGCGACAGUGUGGCAAAAAAUUAUGCAGAUCGGUCUAUCAAAAGAAAUUCGUAAGGAAUUGAUCGAAAAACAUCCUCCGGCUGAAAAUUGCAAUAUGAUGGCAGCCCCUACAUUAAAUGCAGAAAUUAAGAAUAUUAUUGGUCAGACAGGAGUAAAAAAGGACCAAUUUCAGAUAGCUUCACAAAAUCAGCUGGGAGCAGCUAUAAGUUCCUUAGGUACAGCCGUAAGUAAACUUUUAAAUUUUCAACUGUCAGACAAUAAAUCAGACUCGAAAAAUCAUUCGAUAAGCGAAAUACUGACUCUUCUCAGCGAUUCAGGAAAACUCUUAACAGACCUGCACCAUGAAAUAUCUCUAACCAGAAGGAAUUUCAUCUCUUCUGGCAGAGACUCAAAAUUAAAAAUUGUUGCUGAAAAUUCGCCGGUUGACAAUUCUCUAUUUGGAGAAAACUUUCCUGAACAAUUUAAAGCUGCAAGGGAAGUCGAGAAAGUCGGUAAAGAGCUGACUAAAAUAACAAAAACAGAUAAAAGAAAGCCAUAUCAUCAGCCAUAUCACCAGCCCUCUCGCUCACGACAAACCGCACCCAGAACUGGUGAUUUAAACUGGAAGGGCCCUCCCAAGAAGAGUUACUCGAACCACAGACGGGGAGGGCCGCAUCCAUCUCGAACAACUCGCAACCCGCAACCGAGGAACUGAAGGAAAAUACACCCUCUACACGAGACGCUUACCCUGGUGGUGGCACGCUUAUCAGGGAAGCGUUCAUGAAAAGAGGAGCAUCCGAAGAAGCAGCCAAUGUAAUGUUAGCCUCAAUCACC
Leptopilina boulardi is the source of this 1551-nucleotide messenger RNA. RefSeq lists its product as uncharacterized. The transcript is spliced from 2 exons. NCBI's taxonomy places the organism in Eukaryota, Metazoa, Arthropoda, Insecta, Hymenoptera, Figitidae. Bases 95 to 1432 code for a protein of 445 amino acids. The record is from RefSeq and is a predicted model, not a curated record.